AUGUGGAAAGUUUGGGUGGCGAUCCUGUCGGUCGCCUGCCUGGUCGAUGCUCAAAUACGAUGUAAAAAUAUGGAAGGAGAAGAUGUUGACUGGUUUGUCGCAUUGAAAUUACCAGCUUCCAUUGAUCAAAAGAAGGGGCGUAGCUUCGCCUACUUCGAUUCUACCCAAAGUGGAUGGAUCAUGAGCGAGCAACCAAUAAACAGUACUGAAUCCGCGAUCGGUGCCACCGUCAACCAACUGUAUACUACCGACGACAAAACAACUUUUAAAAUCACCUACAAUGACGAAUGCCCAAAUCAAAAGCCGAACAGUGGACGUGGUCACAGCAAAGGUGUUGCUGUUUUCUCAAUCGAUAGCGGAUUUUGGCUGAUUCAUAGUGUGCCGAAAUUUCCCCCUAGUAUAAGGGAUACGGUACCCAAAUAUCCAUUGAAAAUAGGCACAGUAGGUACAAACAUGGUCAAAAAUCACGAAUGA
Messenger RNA from Haemonchus placei, 474 nucleotides. NCBI's taxonomy places the organism in Eukaryota, Metazoa, Nematoda, Chromadorea, Rhabditida, Trichostrongylidae. The record is from the annotation of a GenBank genome assembly.